Messenger RNA from Hypanus sabinus (Atlantic stingray), 1425 nucleotides. RefSeq names its product small nuclear ribonucleoprotein 40 (U5) (gene snrnp40). Gene Ontology annotation, molecular function: protein binding; RNA binding. The record is from RefSeq and is a predicted model, not a curated record. Gene Ontology annotation, cellular component: catalytic step 2 spliceosome. Bases 78 to 1124 code for a protein of 348 amino acids. The transcript has 10 exons. Lineage: Eukaryota; Metazoa; Chordata; Chondrichthyes; Myliobatiformes; Dasyatidae.
UCAAUGAGGAGGGGCGUUGUUAGGACGUGAGAGAUCGGCCUUGGCGACGGGUCGUGGGACCGGCGCCCGCGGACGAGAUGAUCGACCAGAAGCGUAAGGCGCAGGAGAUGGCGCUGGUGCAGGUUAAGCGACCCCGUAAUGAUCUGGUGCCCUCGGCGCAGGGAGGUCCGCAACAGGCCGUGCUACAGGCGGGUCCUCCGAGAACAUCGAGUCUUCAAGCUCCUAUAAUGCUUUUAACGGGUCAUGAGGGAGAAGUUUAUUGUUGCAAAUUUCACCCAAAUGGAUCAACACUGGCAUCUGCAGGAUUUGACAGACUCAUCUUGUUUUGGAAUGUUUAUGGAGACUGUGAUAAUUUUGCUACAUUGAAAGGCCAUAGUGGAGCAGUCAUGGAAUUACAUUAUAACACAGAUGGCAGCAUGCUCUUUUCAGCGUCAACAGACAAAACUGUAGCGGUGUGGGACAGUGAAACGGGUGAAAGAAUCAAGAGGCUAAAAGGCCACACAUCCUUUGUGAACUCAUGUUAUCCAGCCAGACGGGGACCACAGUUAGUCUGUACAGGAAGCGAUGAUGGAACAGUGAAGCUAUGGGACAUUAGGAAGAAGGCCGCAAUACAUACGUUUCAAAACACUUAUCAAGUACUAGCAACAACAUUUAACGACACAAGUGAUCAGAUUAUCUCUGGUGGCAUUGAUAAUGACAUUAAGGUUUGGGACCUCCGACAGAACAAGCUAAUCUAUACCAUGCGUGGUCAUACAGACUCGGUGACUGGUUUAGCUCUCAGUGGAGAUGGCUCUUACCUUCUUUCUAAUUCUAUGGACAAUACAGUGAGAGUUUGGGAUGUGCGACCAUUCGCUCCGAAAGAGAGAUGUGUAAAAAUAUUCCAGGGUAACGUGCACAACUUUGAAAAGAACCUCUUGAGAUGUUCAUGGUCAACUGAUGGAAGCAAAAUAGCAGCUGGAUCUGCAGACAGAUUUGUCUAUGUCUGGGAUACAACAUCACGAAGAAUUCUAUACAAGUUACCAGGGCAUGCGGGCUCAGUGAAUGAGGUGGCAUUUCACCCUGAAGAACCGAUCAUUCUGUCAGCCUCCAGUGAUAAAAGGCUCUACCUUGGAGAGAUACAAUAAAGAGGAACAGCUUGUGCAGAGGAACCCCACCUGACUUUUAUCUGGAUGGUGCCUAGAAACUGUUUGAAUCCCAAGAAAGCAAGUAAUGCCAGCUUUAAAGGAAAAAAAUGUGUAGACACUCAACUGAGUUUCUGGUAGUUUGUGCAUCAGCCAUGUGAAUGAAGAGUCAUUGUUACAGAAUCUGAAUCCACCCGGUUUCUGUACUUGUAAAGUCUGACCCAUGUUCACUUUUAUAUGAUAACUGUAUAGAUCUUUUUAUAUUCCAAAGAAAUAAAUCAUUGUUUCUUUUGCUUAAAACUGA